This is a messenger RNA of Magallana angulata, 2602 nucleotides long. RefSeq lists its product as uncharacterized. Lineage: Eukaryota; Metazoa; Mollusca; Bivalvia; Ostreida; Ostreidae. The transcript has 10 exons. The record is from RefSeq and is a predicted model, not a curated record. Bases 1082 to 2560 code for a protein of 492 amino acids.
CAUUCACUUAAAAAAUUGUCAACACCAGUACAGGACUUAACAUGACGAUACAACGCUUUCAUAACAGCCAAUAAUUCUUCUUCAACGCAACCUUUGAAAGUUUAAGACACGAAAGUCGUCUAUCAACAGAGUCAAACGCUUUUUGAAAUCGAUAAACACACAAUAUAACCUCAUUUUUUAUUUUUAUUUUUUUUUACAUAAACUGUUACUUAGAAUGUAAAGCAAAAAUAGCAUCAUGCGUACCAUGCAAAGCUUGGUUUAAAACCAAAGUGUGUAUCAGUUUUAACACCAUUGCAUUUUGACCAUUCCGAUAAUUUUAGUUAAGACAUUUUGUUAAUUAUAACAAGUACGUCAAUAUUUAUGCUUGGAUUAAUUGGAUGAAAUAAUUUCAAUUAUUUUGUAUUUAUUUACACAAAUACGGUAUAAAUAUAAUGUUAUUUUGAUAUGAAGAUCAACGGCAUCAACGGAAGCCUUUGUACAGCUUGGGACAAGUUUCCAUUCCUAACAUCCAAAUAUUCACAUUCUCAAAUGGCAGUCUAUGAUAACCCAACAAAUCAAAGUAAUGUAUAGUCCAAUACAUUUCAUCACUGACUUGAAUAACGUACUGUUGGGGCGCAAGCGGGGUUUGCCUAUAUAAUUAUAUAAAAUGAAAGUAAUAUAAACGUCAAUAAUUCAAUUUUUAAUUGAACAAUUAGUGAAAGUUGUAUAAAUUUAAGUUACAAUGAAAUCAUUCUUGGAAUAAAUGUAUUAUAUGGGGUGAUCAAAUACGAUUGGGCGUAAUCAAAUCUAUCAUAAAGCCCUUCGGGCUUUAUCGAAUAUGAUCACUUAAUCUCACCACAUACUAGUAAUAUUCUAAGAAUGAUUCCGUAUUCCUUAAUUAGAGACUUCCAUUCAUUAUUAUGUGUCUAGGUAUGCUCUCAUGCAUUGUUAGCACACAAUCAACUUUGAAUAAAUUAAUGGUACUCAUUGCUCACAUAUACUGAUACGAUUUAUCAUCAUGAGGGACAUAUUGACCCAAGUAAUGGCCACUAAGGACACUGCUUUAAGAUAAGAAUUGCCAACACUCCCGUUGAAUUUAACUAUGACUAUGGGGUUCAACUACCUUGUCCUUCUGAUAACCGCAUCUUUUCACGCAAUUUACUCCAAUGUCACUAAGGACAUCUUGUUUGUCUUGGAUUCCUCCGAGAGCAUUGGCGAGUUCGUCUUCUACGGACAAAUCAUUCCAGUGGUUGAAAAUUUUGUCCGAUUUCAUACCUUGGAACUUGAUCCUCUGAACACACAAGUUGGAAUGAUAGCAUUUGGAGGCAGGCAACAGCGGUACAUUCCAAUGAAUAACAACGCAACGAAGGACAAACUCAUCAACGCUCUCGGGAGCAUUUCUUUCCACGGUGGAGCAACAGGCUUGCAUUACGCCCUGAACCAUGUUUUGAAAGACCUUCUAACGCCAGAGUAUGGUGACCGAGAGGACGCCGAAAACGUGCUUGUUCUGAUGACAGACGGUGGCACGACAAACCCGCUGGAAACUUUUACAGCAAUUGACAGACUGAAAGCACAAGGUGUAACAAUAUACGUAGUGGUAGCCGGAUGUCGCUUUAACUGGUUCAACAUCCAUCAGAUGGCGACCAACUCCUCCUAUAUAAUCACCGAUCUACACCACCACAGUCCUAAAUUUACAGCCUACCACAUCUGGACCGACAUCUGUAAAUGUCAACCGCCCAUUCAGAUAGUGACUGCCAUUCCUACAACUGAACCUCCACGUCAUCAUUUUUACACAGGCAGUUUAGCACACACAGCACACUUGCCUUGUAUAGACAAUGAUAUCUUUUGUGAAUUGAUGCCCAAAGAAAACUGUGUUAAAUAUAGAGAUUGGGCCAUGGGAAGCUGCCGGAAAACGUGUGGCCUGUGUCCUAUGGUCACCAUUCCAAUGAAAUCUACAACCGCACCGCCUAAACCUACAACAAUAACUCCCAAACCUACAAUAUUGACUCCUAAACCUACGACAGCGACUCCUAAACCUACAACAGUGACUCCUAAACCUACGACAGCGACUCCUAAACCUACAACAGUGACUCCACGAUACACAAUAGCAAACAAUUGUUUUGAUGUGGACCCAAUUUGCUCACAAUUCCCAUCAACACAACUGUGCGCAGACAAAAACUGGGCCUUUGGCAGUUGCAGGAAAACAUGCGGCCUUUGCUCUGAAACAAUGCCUAAGCAUACAACCCCAAAGCCUACUACAACAACCCCAAAACCUACCACUCCUACACCAAAACCUACGACAACAACACCAAAACCUACGACUACAACACCAAAGCCUACGACUACAACACCAAAGCCUACGACUACAACCCCAAAACCUACCACUACUACACCAAAACCUACCACUACUACACCAAAACCUACCACUACAACCCCAAAACCUACCACUACUACGCCAAAACCUACCACUACUACGCCAAAGCCUACGACUACCACGCCAAAGCCUACAACAACUACCCACCCUCCUCGUUUCUUUACAAUCAGGAGCAUUAUGAAAGGAAAAGAGGAAGCCAGUCUGUGAUAUUAACAAUAAAAAAAAUCAAACAAACAAAUUAAAAAAUAA